Molecule: messenger RNA, 1030 nt
Organism: Helianthus annuus (common sunflower)
Lineage: Eukaryota; Viridiplantae; Streptophyta; Magnoliopsida; Asterales; Asteraceae
Exons: 7
Coding region: 55-942 (295 amino acids)
Source: RefSeq, a predicted model, not a curated record
CAAUUUUAUCUGCAAAAAACACUGAUAAACCCUAAACCCCCCAAUUGCUUCACCAUGAAUGUACUGCAAUUAACCACAAUUCAAUUUCCUCGAUUAUGGAGAACUCAAUUGAGCAAUUACAACUUAUGUCCAGGUGUUUUCGAAUUAUGCUCCACUCGAAACUCAUGCAAAUUCGUGGUUAAAGCUGGUGAAAACAGAGUACCAAAAUCAACGGAUUUGUUCACACAAAUCAAACAAUUGGAAGCAGAAGAAGACGAAGAAGUGCAUGAUGAUAAUGAUUUGGUUGAUAUUGAUUGGGAUAAAGUGGAAGAUGAGUUUUCCCCAAAGGGUAGAGAUGAAGAAAUGAAUUAUGAUAAAGAUCCUGAGUUUGCUGAAAUUUUGGGAACUUCGUUAGAUGAUCCUGCUAAAGCAAGGUCUAAAAUAGAGGAGAGGAUGAAGAAGAAAAGAGACAAGAUAAUUCAGCGAAAAACGGGUUCAGCGACACCCAUGAAAGUGAUUUUUAACAAAUUUGAGUUCAACAACUCGUAUAUCUGGAUCGAGUUCUACCAUGCUCCUUUGGAUAAAGAUAUUAAGAUGAUAUGCGAUACAAUUCGUUCGUGGCAUAUCGUUGGACGUCUUGGCGGGUGCAAUUCAAUGAAUAUGCAACUAUCACAAUCUACUACAGAUAAGAGACCAAGUUAUGAUGAUAUUCUUGGAGCAAACAUUGAGCCGACUACAUUUUAUAACAUUAGUGAUCUUGAGAUUCAAGACAAUGUAGCACGCGUAUGGGUAGAUAUUGGUACUAGCGAGCCUAUGCUGUUGGACGUAUUGAUAAAUGCAAUGACGCAAAUAAGCUCCGAUCAUGUUGGAAUCAAACAGAUGGUUUUUGGUGGAUCUGAAUAUGAAAACUGGAGUCCAAACUUGACAUCAGAAGAUGAAGGUUACAGUGUUCAUAAAAUAUAGGCGACUUUACUCGCAAUUGUGUUGUCAUUGUGUAUUAAUAUACUAGAUGUAAUAUAAACUUCUUUUUGAUUCAUCAUUUUUAGUCUAA